Molecule: messenger RNA, 2167 nt
Organism: Dermacentor andersoni
Lineage: Eukaryota; Metazoa; Arthropoda; Arachnida; Ixodida; Ixodidae
Source: RefSeq, a predicted model, not a curated record
ACGAUAGAAAAAUAUGUGCUGCCUGUCGGUCAGUAUUGGCCGCAGAUAUUUAGCGAGGAAUUUCGUACUCUAACCGAUACUUAGCAAAAAAAAAAAAAAGAAAACGAAUUUUCUGGUGUCUUGCAACACUCCUGCGUCCAGAAUCUCGCAAAUUUUCUUUUAGCAACGGUCACGUUCUUAGCUUAGGCCUCAUCCGACUGAGCCUCUCCUUUUCCCUCACAGUGGGUAUGAGUCACAGGUGCAGAGGAUAAGGAGGCCGGGGCUCGGAAUGGCGGCGUGGGCGCCGCUUCGGCUGCUGAUCGCCUUCGCGGCGGCGUCCGCCGUUCUCCGGCAGGCGGCGGCGACCGAAGCCGGCGGAUUCUACCGCCCGGAGGCGGGGGCCGACUACUACGGAGCGGCGCCGGACCGAGCCGACGUGGACGACGCUCCGCCGCCGCCUCCACCGGGCAGCGCCCUCGCGAUGCGCGGUCGCCUCGCCAGGGAAGGCGCAGGCCGUCCGAGGGCGCCACCCAUGGCAGCCGCACAGCCGCGUUGCCGCGAAGACGCCUACCUCGAGCUGCGCUCCAUGUGCGAGCGCAACCUGGACGAGAUCAUGCGCCUCUACACGAAGGGCGACCACGCGCAAUCCUGCCAGCGUCUGCACCAGUACGCGUCGUGCGUGGGCAAGGCACUGAACCGCACCCGUUGCCACCGGCUGGCUGACCUGGCGAUGCGCGAGCGACAGAGGAUGCGCUCCAACGUGAACGACUACAACUGGAGCUGCUCCACCAGCAGCAGCCGCCAAGAGUACGCUGGUGGCGCCGGAGGAAACUGUGACGGAAAGGAGCUCAUCAACCACCACAUGAGGUGCGGAUCCACGUUCCAGAACUUCGUUGGAUCCAUCAACGUGUACAAGGAGCAGGCGAAGGCGUGCCGCGCCGUACGCGACUACAAGGACUGCGUGAAGCCCAUCUUCCAGAACGAGGACUGCCAUGGAAACCAAGAGCUGAUGGACCGGCUGCUGCGGUUCUCGCACACCGUGCUCAAGGAGUACAGCUCGGCCUGCGCGGAGCAGCAGCAGCGUAGAGGGGGAGGAGGAGGAGAGUACCAGGACGCUCCUGGAGGAGGAGGAAGUGGAGGCGGCAUCGGCUACGACGAUGAUGACGGUGGCGUGGGCACCGGGUUCUGCCGCUUCGAGCAGCUGCGCCAGAAGACGCUUCAGUGCCAGCGCGAAGGCUACAGCGUCAUACGAACCAGGGACGCGCACGCCAAAGCCGACAUCUGCGAGGAGCUCAAGGUCUUCAAGGACUGCGCCGUGGCCGCGCUGAAGGCUACUCACUGCAGUAGGGAGAAGAACGCGCGCCAGCACGUGAUCGGCGCCGUGCGCGAGUCCUUCCAGCGGUUCGGCAUCGAAUGCACGGGGCUGUGGAACGCGGCCGCCUCGACACACUCGGCCGCCACGCCCGGCGCGGCGGCGCGAGCCCUGCUCGCCGUGGCGCUCACGCUGGCGCUGCUCGGGGGGGCGCCGCCGUAGCGAGCGAAAUUACACGCCGCUUCGCCAGAUUGCUGCAACCCCGCUGCCUUGUUCACUUGCGCGCAAACGCCCCUUAUGACGUAACGGAUAUGUUGAGGGGGGAAGAACUGCUAUAAGUAGCUUUAUGAAGCGGCCAACAAAUAUCGCGUCGAUACAACUUGCGUUUUGGCACUGGCUAGUGACGUAUUAAUGACAUAUACUGCCCUUCACGUAAAUAAAAAGGAAGAAUAGAGGAUAAAAUACGCAGAAAACAGGAAGGUGUGUAGACCGUUACGUCAGCCAAAAACCUUGAGGAGCUUCUUGAGCUUGCGUUCUAAAUUACAGCUACACGACACGAAAAGUAACCCUAACCGGGACCAUUCUAGAGGGAUCUUUCUUUUAGUUGCCAUUAUAGUUCACUAUUCUGAGUGUAGCAGAUGAAACGGGAAGAGAGCGAAAACGUCAGCUUGCAUAUACUUCUCGCGGCUUGGGCGAAGAUGAUAACGGACGUUAUGCACUGAGUGGAAAUUAACGUACGUUAUUUGCGUCUUCGCGGUAUGCGUUUAUCUGUCUUAUUUCUUUUCACAAUGCAGAGGUGCAAAUGUUGAGAAGAAAACGUAAUACUUCGAAACAUUACUAUCUUGCGCACCGGCUGCUAUGCCUCUAUUAGAUAUG